This is a messenger RNA of Verruconis gallopava, 3287 nucleotides long. RefSeq lists its product as uncharacterized. The coding region runs from base 953 to 2938 and encodes 661 amino acids. Gene Ontology annotation, biological process: exocytosis. Gene Ontology annotation, cellular component: Golgi to plasma membrane transport vesicle; cell tip. Gene Ontology annotation, molecular function: guanyl-nucleotide exchange factor activity. NCBI's taxonomy places the organism in Eukaryota, Fungi, Ascomycota, Dothideomycetes, Venturiales, Sympoventuriaceae. The record is from RefSeq and is a predicted model, not a curated record. The transcript has a single exon.
GCUGCAUCCUCGCUCACGCCUUAAACUUGCCCACCCGCUGCACGGCCUAGCAUCCUCGCUUCCCGACUUCGUCUCGCCGCGUCUUUCCAGCCGGCAUCUCCUCCUCCUCCACCUCGUCUUCCCUCUCUGCGUCCUUUUCCCGUCUUCCUUCUACCUUUUCUUUCCUCAUCCUCAUCGCUCCGCCUGGCUGGUGCAACCCUCCGCAUACGCCAGAAACGCUCGCACUCCUGCACUACAGAGACACGGACGCUGACUCCCGUCUACGCUCGACGCACGCACGCACGCACGUACAACCCAACAUACAAACACACACUUACGCAUCGCCUCGAAAAAGGCUGUUUGCCUGUCUGCUUCCCACUUACUUUUUGCAGGGGUCCUCGUGCGUCCUUGCAAUGAUCUGACGCCGCCUCGGAAGUAUCUCUUCCUCCUUGUUGCGCCUCCACUGUGCACGCCUGCAGCGAGCUCGUUUUGUUGCUUGCUGUCUGUCCCUCACGGCUGCACCGCUCCAGUGAUUCCGAGCUCACUCUGAUAAUCCCGCCGUACUCCGCGACCGGGGCCAGGUGGAGCCCCUUCAUCCGCAACGCUGGCUGAUCAGUCGUGAGUGAUCACUUUUCGAGCCAUCCUUCAACCCGUCCUUUCGUCCUGCAAGAAAGCUGUCACCAUUGUAUUUGCUCUUCUGCAAGCCUUUUAUUGUCGAUCUUCGAACCAUGCAGUGCGACUGAUCGCCAAUUUUUUAUUUGCCCUUUGCCUUUCCCGUCCCUUUUGUUUUCCUUCCUGCCUGGUUAACAUUUGCGCUAGCCUGUUCGCUUGCGCCCUCGGUGACGCCAGUGGCCUGCCGCGUCCCAAAAGCGCUCAGCAACUUAUAAGAGCGUCGACGGGCGCCGUCCAGACGCGCGACGAAGGGACGACCAAGCCUCUCAAGUCGUCUUCCUCCGUCUCUGCGCUCGACAAGAUGGCUGCUGUGGCUCCUCCUCCCAGUGUGCCCCAACAUCUCUUUCGGUCGGAUAGUGAAGGCAUGAACACAUUGCCAAACCCGCGCAGCACCACGCCCUCAACGCCGCUGUCGCGGUCGGAUUCCGCCACCUCGGGGCACCAUCCCGACCUAAACGACGAGAUCGCUAUGCUGAGCGCCAAACUGGUGAAAGCCAUCAACUUCCAGACGAGCCUGGACGACCAGCUGCACUCGGCUCGGGAGGAGCUCGAACGGGCGAGACGGGUCAUUGCCGAGCUCGAGGCGGCAAAAAAACAGCAUGAAGAAGCCAUCCGCGUCGGUUCGCUCGUGCGCAAGGAAGAGGUGGAAAAGAUCAAGGCGCAAUUGUACAAAGAACUUGACGCGGCUCGGAACGAGCGAUCCGAGAUGAUGAAGGAAAAGGAGAAAGCCAUCCAGGCUCUGGAAAGGGAGCAGGCCAAGCGUGCAGCGGCUGAAAAGUCGCGGAAGGAGAUGGAGCAGGAGCUCGAGAACUUGACAUCGGCGCUCUUCGAGGAGGCCAACGGCAUGGUUGCCGACGCGCGCAAGGAGACCGAAGCAUCGGAAAAACGCAACGAGUCGCUCAGGAACCAGCUGAACGACGCCGAGGUGCUCUUACGCUCCCAUCAAGAGCAGCUGCAAGACCUGAAAGCCGUCGUAGAGAAGAUCAGUUCUGAACGCGACGAGAACGAGAGCAACGUGCAGACUUCCACCGCACCCUCAACGCCUGGCAUGGCCCCACACGACAAGAUGAGCAGGUUAUUUGAAUCUGCAAAUCUGACGCCCGUCACGCCUGGCAUUGACGACAUACAACCCGACCAACCGCUAAAAUUUUCGCAUCUGAUUACCCCGGUCAUGCGAUACGAUCUGUCGGCCUUUGAGGAUUUCAAGAACCUCAUAAAGGCUGCGGCGAAGGCGACUCCAGCCCCGAGCAGGGUUGCAAGCGGUAGCUUUGGCAGUGUCAACGUGCUUGGCCUGGAGCGCUCGGACUCGACCAAGAGCUCGAAAGCUUCGUCGCCUGCUGCUCCUGUCUUCCCCACCGUGCUCAGCAGUCCGAAAAUGAGGGACUUUUCGUCCAGCGUGCCGCAGCUCAAAGAUACGCCUGUCUAUAAGAGAGCCUUGGCCGAGGACAUAGAACCGACCAUGCGUCUGGACAGCGCACCUGGCGUCGGUUGGAUGGCCAAGAGGACGAUCCUGAACAGUAUGACCGCGGGUACCCUCGUCGUAGAGCCCAUGCCUACGCCAAUGUCCAGAUUUCGCGGCCCCGUCAAUGCCUGUGCCCUGUGCGGCGAGAACCGCAAGACCGAGCCGUACCAACGCAAGCUCUGCUUCAGAGUCACCGAGACGGAAGAUGCACAACGAUACCCUCUGUGCGAUUAUUGCCUAGGCCGAGUGCGCAUGUCGUGUGACUAUAUCGCGUUCCUGCGCAUGAUUCGCGACGGGCACUGGCGUGCCGACUCGGACGAGGAGAUCAAAGCCGCUUGGGAUGAAAGCGUCAAACUCCGCGAACGGAUGUUCUGGCAGAGGCUCGGAGGUGGCGUUUUGCCUGCCUACAUGCAGAAUAAGGAGAAUCUUCGAAGUCCGACGUUUGAGCAUGCGAGCGAGUCGGGCAGGAACAGCGAGGAGGCCCAACGCACGCCGCCGCAGUUACCACCACGCCUCCCCCCACGCAACAGCGAGGACGACCCCUUCCAAAGCGAGAAGGCAACCAAACGCGUGUCCAUCGGCGAGGCUGUUGUAGCCAACAACGACGGUCAUUCCGCCGCGACCAGCACAUUGACCGCCGAAGAAGAGAAGCGCAUAGAGGAGCAGGCCGCUCAGCAGCUCCAAGAUGAAGCGCGACAUUCGUACACGUCCAAAUCUAGCGGCUCCGAGACAGUGCGGGAAGUUGACGAGCAGGACGAGAACGCCUCCACCCCGGCUAAAGACGUGCAGCGCCUCUCUCUCACGAUACCGGGGAGUUUCCAAUAAUUCUGUGCACCACUCAAAUAUAUCCGCCACAGGUAUUUUGUGGACGGCUUACUACUACCACCUAUCGAUAUCGUCUAGCAUGUCCGGGGACUUUCGGCCCACGAAGUGGCCAGUGUUCUGGACGCUUUUAAACCCUUUUUUACAUUUUAUUUCUCUGCUGCAUCCGGCUCUUCUCCUGUCUAGCGAGCCCGUGGGGGAUUAAACGCAUAAACAUCUGAUUUUGCAAUCAUAGAAUACGGAGAAGAAGGAGGGCGUUGAAGUCUUUUUGGAACGCCGUCGCCAUAGGACAUGUCUUCUCCCUCUCCCUCCCGCACAGUCUCCAUAAUCUCUCUCUCUCUCUCUCUCUCUC